CUGAGAGAUAGGAAGCAACAUUCGGUCGCUAAAGUAUGUGAGACACAUUUCAAUUUGAUGCAAACGAUUGGUCUAUAUUUAAUGCGGCAAUUUUUAGUGCCUUCAGACUAGAGACGACGUUAAUUUCUAGCUUUGUCGGGUCCCUUUCAGCAGUAGUCAAAUUGGUUUUGAGUUACAUUGAAUAUUCCAAAUGAGAUACGAUCGCACGUGAGGCUACGAAAGCUAUACCAAGCCUCUCACUCAUGUGUUAAACGGAUACGGACCCAGCUUGAGCACCGAAUGUAAAAGACCGUCAACCUCCCCAUUUUGUAGCUAAACACACCAUGUUCAAUCAAAUUAGCGAACGACAAAAUGAGCUCGCCCACAAUUCGGGUUCAAGCAAGCGACAGCUUUGCUCAUACCCAUAAGUCUGUGUAAGUUAGACCAGCGACCCAACUCGAACCUGAAAUCAAACCGAAUUCCUUUCGUUUGCUGGAUGAUUACCGCGUACCUUGGGCUGAUAACACAGGUGCGCCAAAUCAUAAGCCUCGAUGAAGCUAGUAAAAGUGGAUUUUUAAACGUCUAGGAGUCUUAGAAGCAGAAUUUCUUUUCCCACAUUACCAGUUUUAAUCUGAUGAUCCCAAUGAACACGUUCCGCUAUACGUAGAGAUGGACUCUGUACUGAUAAACGAGACGAGCCGGCAAAGAACGAUAUUCACGUGACUGAUUCAGCUGAUCGUUUAUGGCUGUGGUGAUUUGACUUUUUAUUCAAGCGUAUUAUGAUGUCUCUGUUCUUAAGGUUAUCUCUGAGAGGCGCUUGCGAAGCUGCGCAUUUUAAUUACAUGGCUCGAGAUACCGUGAGUGGUCCGGGAACAGCCUUUUGCUAUAGAAAAAGGAUAGCUUUCCUGUUGAUACAAUGCGUCGUCUUUGGCAGUGUGCCUUCGGGCAAUGGAUUAUGUCUUUCGUUGCCAAGUUUGAGCUAAAUUAACUCAUGUACUUGUCACAUAAUUGCAGUAUCGAUUGCGUAAGAGUCAGACAUGAUGUGUGCUGCGCUAUUGAAAUCUGUCGAAAGCAAAUAUGAUUGAGCACUGCGAUCACUAUAUUUGAGCGUUGCAAGUACGAAUAUACCGCUUCUUUCCUCGUUUAAAUAUUUGCUGCAUUAUAGCAGAAAUUGGCUUGGAACACAACGUGCGGUUGUACUCUAUGAAUAUGUGAUGCGGAUUAAACAUCUCAAGAAAUAGAUAUUGGUAGAUAAAAAUUGUCAAGAUCAGUGAACGGUAU
This is a messenger RNA of Plasmopara halstedii, 1260 nucleotides long. RefSeq lists its product as uncharacterized. Lineage: Eukaryota; Oomycota; Peronosporomycetes; Peronosporales; Peronosporaceae. The record is from RefSeq and is a predicted model, not a curated record. The transcript has a single exon. Bases 759 to 962 code for a protein of 67 amino acids.